Molecule: messenger RNA, 685 nt
Organism: Bursaphelenchus xylophilus (pine wood nematode)
Lineage: Eukaryota; Metazoa; Nematoda; Chromadorea; Rhabditida; Aphelenchoididae
Source: the annotation of a GenBank genome assembly
AUGCGUUUGUAUAUCUUGUUGGCCUUUGCAGUUGCACUUUUCGCCGUUUCUAUAUUCUCUCAAAAUGUAACUGGUAAGAGAUAUGAAGCAUUUACUGACCGUAUCUAGACACCACUACUGCUGAGUCCCAUGUCCGAGUUCGACGAUCUGACAAUGAACAACGACGUGCUUAUGAACGGGAACUGCAAAGAAGACAGGAAGCACAAAGACGACAACAAGAGCGAGAAAGACAAGAAAGAGAACGACAACAGAGAGAACGGCUAGAGAGAGAAAGACAAGAACGGGAGAGACAAAGACUUGCAGCGAUAAGGGAGCAAUACAGACUGUAAGGGACGGUCAUAUACCGACGAAAAUUCAGGCAGUAGGACUUCCUUACGAUAAAGUUAAACUUAGCCGUUAACAAAUCUUUCUUUAGCGCUGCGAUUGAACGAAGACGUCAAAUAGCCGAGGCCAGGGCCAGAGAACUGGAUCGAGCGAACCGACAACUUCAACAGGUAAGUAAUUGGUACUAUAAUAAACUCUAGUAAUAUGACGGUCUAAAAAUUCCAAAGGAGCUUUUUAUUUUGCUCUAAUGAAAUUCUUUGUCCUUUCUAAUCCCAAAUAAUGAAAUUCCAUCUUUUAGCAACAGCGCGCUGCCGCGCAACGACAACGCGAAAGAUACAAUGAAUGGAGAAGGCGGGCUUAA